Molecule: messenger RNA, 207 nt
Organism: Eruca vesicaria subsp. sativa (arugula)
Lineage: Eukaryota; Viridiplantae; Streptophyta; Magnoliopsida; Brassicales; Brassicaceae
Source: the annotation of a GenBank genome assembly
AUGUCAUCCAUCGGAGCAAGUUACGCACCCGUACAUCUUAUGCAGAAGCAGCUCAAAGAGAAGAUGAUGAAGAGAGAAAAAGAGAGACAAGACAAAGCUCAACGUGUCGCUGUCGUUGAAACCUCUUCGCCCACAGGAAGGAAGUCCAACAAAAUCUACCCUUCUCGCUCUCAUGAACAAGUAGAGACGACCAAAUCACAUGAGUGA